CCACUGGCCUCCAUUGUUGGAGAAUUCAAUGGCAUUGACACAGCCGAAGUGGCCCAGGAGGUCCUUCUUGUAGAGGUUCCUGCAGCCCCGCAGGCGUCGCCGCUGGAAGUCGUGGCACGGUGUACUCCAUGUUUAACAUCUGAUGCUGUGUGAGGGCAACGGGAGCAUCACCUGGCAAGUGGCUGCAGUCCCACGCACAUGAGAUGAGAUAACUCUGAAAAAAACGUGGGAGGAUAAAAGCAGAAGACCAAGGAUAAAGCUCUGUGACGCAGCAUGAGGAGAAUCUGUCUAAGAACACUUGGAAGGAAGGCUAAAUAGGUAGAACAAGAUUUAAAGUGAAGCAUGCUUCAUUGUGUCAGGUCAAAGACGAGUUCGUUUGGCUCCCGUUGAGUUUCCUGUUGAGUGCCAAAAUCAGCACAAGCCAGUCAGGAGCGCGUAGCAGGGAGCAAAGAUUGAGGAGAUCUAGGGGAUGUCACUUUCUCAGCAACCAUGAGCUGGGGCCAACUUACUUUAUCUUCUGGAACUCAGCCACUGAGGCCAUGAUAAAACCCCACCGCGCCGCUUGGAGAGGCUGAAGCGCAGCGUUACGAAAUGCCCAGGCAGGCGGCAGUGCCCGUGGCUCUGGCGGCCCUGCUGGGCAUCGCCGCGGGCGGGCUGGUUCUGUGGAAGGCCGCCCAGCGCCGGAGGGGCACAGCGCCCAGCGGGACACUGCGGGACGGGGCGGCGGGGGAGCGGCGGGAUGGGAAAGAGAGCGAGGCGGCGGGCAGGGAAGAGCUGCCCCUGUUCGCAUCCCCCGGCCUUUCCUGCGUGGAGAGGAGCCUCGUCGCCGAUAUAGCGAUCGUGUCGGAGCGGCAGGAGUGGGAACGGGUGGAGCCUUUGCUGAAGAAGGAGCUGGAGAAGUGGCCGGUGCUUGGGAUGGACUGCGAGUGGGUGUCUGUGGAAGGAAAAGCUAAUCCCGUAUCCCUCCUACAGAUUGCUUCUUCCAGUGGCCUUUGUGUUCUCAUUCGGCUGCCCAGGCUUGUUGCCAAUGGACAGCCUGUCCCAAAGACCCUGCUGGACAUCAUGGCAGAUGAUGCUGUGUUGAAAGUGGGAGUAGGAUGCUGGGAAGACGCUUGCAAGUUACUUCAGGAUUAUAGUCUUCCAGUCAAAGGGAGCGUGGAUCUCCGAUACUUAGCCAUGAGGCAGCGGAAGGAUCUACUUCACAACUGCCUUAGCCUUAAGUCUUUAGCUGAAAAAGUCCUGAACUGCCCACUUGACAAGUCUCCUCAUACGCGUUGCAGCAACUGGGAGGCAGAAGAACUGACACAAGAUCAGGUUCUCUAUGCUGCUAGGGAUGCCCAGGUGUCAGUGGCUCUAUUCCUCCAUUUGCUGGGAUUUGCCUGUCUCCCUGCUACGUCCAAAGGUGAAAAUUCUGUUUCUGUUUGGGAAAAAGUAUUGAGUAAAUGCCAAGGCUUGGUGGAUAUCCCAUUUAAAGGGAGAAAAAGUGGCAGCACAGGAGAGGACAAGAGUGGAGAGGCACGUUCUCCUCAGAAAGGAAAGAAUCGGAAAUCUUUGGUGAAUGUCCAUUCUUCUGGCAGUCAGCAAAUGAGAGAUCCUCGGAGGCAGAAGCGAAAGCCUCUGGGUGUGGGAUAUUCUGCAAGAAAAUCUCCACUGUAUGACAAUUGCUUCCUGCAUGCACCAGAUGGACAGCCCUUGUGCACUUGUGAUCGCAAGAAAGCUCAGUGGUAUCUGGACAAGGGGAUUGGAGAUCUAGUUAGCACAGACCCAUUUGUUGUGAAGCUACGGUUUGAGCCUUCAGGACGUCCUGAGUCUGAAGUUGAUUAUUAUCUGAUGGUUAAAGAAAACCUGUGUGUUGUAUGUGGCAAACGGGAGUCCUAUAUCCGGAAGAACAUUGUUCCUCAUGAGUACCGAAGGCACUUCCCCAUUCAGAUGAAGGACCACAACUCCCAUGACGUGCUCCUGCUCUGCACCUCCUGCCAUGCCGUCUCCAAUUACUAUGACAACCAUCUCAAGCAGCAGCUGGCUGAGGAGUUUGGUGCUCCCAUUGGCUCUGAGGAAGGAGUCCGUCUGCUGGAGGACCCUCUGCGCCGACAGGUGCGCUCCGGGGCCCGAGCUCUGCUGAAUGCAGACAGCCUGCCAGACCCUCGAAAGGCAGAACUCCUGCAAGGCAUCAAGGACUUCUUUAACGUGGAAGCUGUGACCCCAGAGAUGCUGCAGGAAGCAGCUGGUCUGGAAACCAGGAUCUGCAAUGAGAGCUACGUGCCACAUGGACUGAAGGUGGUACAGUGUUGUGCUAGAGGAGGCCUGCGCUCCCUUAUGCAGUUGGAGAGACGCUGGCGGCAGCAUUUCUUGGACAGCAUGCAGCCCAAACACCUCCCAGAGCAGUGGUCGGUGGACCACAACCACACAAAGCUGAUCCGAAAGUAUGGGGAGGAUCUUCAGAUCGAGCUGUCGUGAAACUAACUUCCUGGACUUAAGAUAGUGACUAAUGGACGUAUGUAACUGAACGUGGAAAGACUACUUUUAUUUCUGUUUCUCCACUAACAUCGGAGCCUGGCUUUGUGUGCAGGCAGCAGUGGGUCUGCCAGAGUUGACAUUUUACCAAGAGUUAAUCCGCUGACUUGAAUUUUAUCAGUUGGUUUGGAAUUUUUAAUCCUAGACUGUCACUGGAUAGUUCAGUGCAGGAGUGAUAUGCUAAAGGAAUUUUUCUGCUCCACUUGAUUAUUGGGAGUUAUUUUCUAUCCUUGGGAUGUCUGGUACCUCCAGACCAUCUCUUUUAACAUAGAACACGAUGUAUGAACAUUUCCAGGUUUUCAAGAGAUAGAUGUGCACCUUGGCUGCACCACCAGCAUCUCCUGAUAAUAAAUCUUUCUUUGCUUUCAGUGCAGUUGUGCCCACAUGAGUUCUUCCUGGAGAAGAUGCCCCGCUAGAGAGAGUUUCCUUGUUUGGAAGUAGCAAAGAAAUCUUACUUUUUGUUUGUUUCAGAUUCUGCAAAGUUUUUGCAGCACUGCAACAGGCCUCAGUGAGUUUCCUGUUGCCUGAGAAGAAGUGAUACUGUUGGAUUCUGGCAGCGUGGAAGCAUCUAUGUCGAGACUUUUUAAAACAAUUUCCAGCAGCACAGAGUCUGUUUAAGAAAAAGAAAGCAAUGUUUUUUCCCUAAUUCUGCUUGUUUAUUGUGAGUAGCUCUUGGCAGGUAACAUUUCACAUUAGAGUGAAACUCAACCAAGUGUCUUAAAAGGAAUAAGAAACAAACUUUAUUUAAAGACCAGCUUUUUUUUUGUUUUUUAAGAAGUCAGAUCAUGUGUGGCAGGAAACUAGAAAAUCAGGUGUUUUCUUCUUGGAUUUGAUUUGUGGUGAUGAUCAGAUCGUACUCUCCAUACCUGUUUCCCUGUCUCUAAAAUGAGACUAAUAGUACUUACCUAUCUCACAAGGGUGUUGUGAGGAUUCAUUAGUCAAGGUUUUGUAAAAUUCUUUGAAGCCUUAAGGCAGUGCGUGCUAACUAUUACUGUUGUUAUUAAAAAUGUGUUACUGUCUUGACUUCCUUGCAUAUCUGUGGGGUUAGACCUUAGUUAAAAUACGACUAUAAAAAUAAAUACCCCUUUCUUUAAAGUCAGUUUUGAUGAUUUUGACUGCAUGAGGUGAACUGUAUUUCUGAAUGAGACUGUGCUCAUCUUCUGUAAACCUCUGUAAAGAAGUUUCAAUGUGACCCUUGCCAUAUUUCACUCUAUGUUAUAUAUUUCUUAAUAACUUUUGGACGGUAUCCUGGACUUGCUGUGUUUAGGGUGGAAAGUCUCCACUAUCAGACAGUUCAAGAAAUUUCAGAGUGAAAACCAGCCCUGUAGCAGAGCCUGCUUGAGAUAAAGAGGAGCCGUGCAGAAAUGGUGUGUUUAUGCUAUCCGGGAGGAGCUGCAGCAGGUGAAAGGAGUCAAAGAUUCACGAUAAAUAAUUCUUAAUGCAGAACUACAAAUCAGACCAUUCUCAUUAUAAGGGAAAUUUUAUGCCUUUCCUUUGCCCUUGGCAGGUCUUAACAAAAAUAGAUCUGUCCAGAUGUGUCCUAUCUCUGUGCUCAUUCGCAUAGCUGAUGGUAAUCUCAGCGAGACCCUUUUGUCUACAGUGGCAGCCUGGGUAGAACUGUAUUUCUUCAAAGCAUUUUGAGCAUGUGCUCAGGUAAUGCUAUUUCCUCUCUCUGCUGACUUCAGGCAGCGAGAGCUCAUUGUGUGGCUCAGAAAACCCCUUUCAGCAGUCAGGAGUACCAAAUGUCCAUCUCACUUCUUAGCCGUUUCAUUUUUCUCCCUUGGUUCUGAUGCAUGAACAGCUGAUAAAGCUGUCAUUCCUUACAGGGACCUAAGACCUGUGGCCAGGGCUGUUGUCAUUUCUGUUUACUGAGUAAAGAAAAUUAUUUUGAGAUAGGAAUUGGACUAGAGGUCCCUUGAUGUUGAGUAAUGCAGUAUCUCAGAAGACCUUUUCCUUUUCAAAUUAAUUCAGAAAUAGGAGUUUGCAAGGAAAGCUUUCCCGCACAAUAUAAACUAAAAUUCCUCAUUGCUGUUUGUAAGAUAUCCUUGAGUGAUUUUAAAUCAACUUGAAAGAAGAGAGAAAUGGUAUAUUUAUUGUGUAGAAAUAGAUUAUUUUUGUAGAUGAUUGUGCUUUAAAAUUUUCUGCCUUUUAAUAGAAUGUUUGCUUUUACUAUUCAGUAGGUUUUGCGUAUGGUUACCACGGGCACUUGCUGGGCUUUGUUGGUUUAUGAACUAGCAGGGGACCUACUGGGAGAAUCAGAAUACACAAACAUCUGUUUCCUCCUUGUACAGUUGAUUGGACCAUGGAAUGUACGAUGAUCAGACAAAGGCAGUCUACAGCUUAAAACUCUGUAUGCGUCUUGAUUGCUGAUUGUUACAUUUGGUAUAAAUCUGCUCUUUUACCAGA
Molecule: messenger RNA, 4920 nt
Organism: Coturnix japonica (Japanese quail)
Lineage: Eukaryota; Metazoa; Chordata; Aves; Galliformes; Phasianidae
Source: RefSeq, a predicted model, not a curated record